CAGCAGCGUUUAUUGGUAUCUUUACAACGCUGCAUCUAUAUCAACUCCAAACAAAUACUCAUUUUCUUGUAAACAGUAGAUUUGUUGCACUAAUAAAACAUGAAAGAAAANUUCUGCACUGGGAGAAAACUGAAAGCUGUCAAGUCCUGUCUGCAGUGUCUGGUCUCUUACUGUGAGCAACACCUCCAGCCUCACUAUCAAUCUCCUGCGUUCAAGAAGCACAAGCUGAUCAAGCCGUCCACGGAGCUCCAGGAGAACAUCUGCCCUCAUCACGGUAAAGAAAUGAGGAUUUUCUGCCGCACCGAUCAGAAAUGCAUCUGCACUUUCUGCGCCAUGGACGAACACAAAGACCACAACACGGUUCCGGCUUCGGCAGAACGCACCGAAAAGCAGGGAGAGCUGAUCUCCAGCCGGCAGAAGAUCCAGCAGAGGAUCCAGGACAGAGAGAGAGACGUGGAGGUGCUUUGGCAGGAGGUGGAGGCCGUCAACCGGUCCGCUGACAAAGCCGCGAAGAGCAGCGACAAGGUGUUCGCCCAGCUGCUCCGUCUGGUCAAGAACACCAGCGCCGACGUGAAGCAGCAGAUCAGGUCGCAGCAGAAGAACGAGGUGAGUCGAGCCAAGGAGCUGGAGGAGAAGCUGCAGCAGGAGAUCAGCGAGCUGAAGAGGAGGAACGUUGAGCUGGAGCAGCUGUCGAACACGGAGAACCACACUCGGUUCCUGCAGAGUUACUCCUCGCUGUCGUGUCUGAGGGAACCCACAGAGUCCUUCAGCGUCCACGUCCACACGCUGCUCUACUUUGAGGACGUCAACGAGGCUGUCAACGAGGUCCGAGACAAACUCCAGGACAUCCUCACCGACGUGCAAACCAAGAUCUCCCUGGCUGAGACCAAACUGGGCCUUCUGCCUCCACAAGGAGAACCCAAAACCCGAGCCGAGUUUCUCCAGCUCUCCCAACAGCUCACACUGGAUCCCAACACGGCAAACCCCAAUCUGUCUUUAUCCGACGGGAACAGAAAAGCAUCGGUGGCGGUUGAGAGGCAGCUUUGUUCCGUCCACCAGGACAGAUUUGACGAGAUGUACCAGGUGCUGAGCAGGGAGAGCCUGAGCGGACGCCACUACUGGGAGGUGGAGAGGGGCGGCAGCGAGGUCUCGGUGGCGCUCGCCUACAAGGACGUGAGCAGAACCGGCUUUAGAAGCGGGUUCGGGAACGACGAGCGCUCCUGGGCCCUGGAGUGCUUCGGCCACCACUACGAGUUCAGGCACGGCGGCGGCAGCACCUUCAUCUCGGCGCCUCGGGCCUCCAGGAUCGGAGUCUAUCUGGACCACAGAGCCGGCGUUCUGAGCUUCUACAGAGCCGCCGACAACAUGGCUUUGAUCCACAGAGUCCAGACCACGUUCGCUCAGCCGCUCCACCAGGGACUCGGCGUCUUCGGUUCUUGCGGGCCCGGAUCCGCCGCCGAGGUCUGCAGGCUGGACAGAGACACCAGCGACUGACGGCGCUGCUUUGACUCGAUCUGUUUUAUUCAAUCAGCAGGAUAGCGAUCACUCACAAGCCAAUCAAACGCGUCUCACAGUGGAUCAGUUCAUAGGUUUUGAGACUCUUCCGGUGAGAUUUGCUGCUCUUCUUAGUUUGAAAAUGCGUUCAAAUCGACUUCUGUCUUCUUUAGGUUAUGUCCGUGUGGUACCAUCUACUGAUUUUAUUUCACUUUUCUUUUCUUUUCUUGUUUUGAUUAUGAGGAGAAAAAGAAAUCAGCAAACUUUAACCGAUGGUUUACGGUCGACCAACGAGUUUACACAAACAUUCUCAUUAUUUUUACAGUAAUCGUGUUUUCUUACUACAUUCCAGAAGUAUUAGCUUCAUGAACAACUUUGCACACCGAAGAAAACCAAAGUGCACUUAUUCCUCCACAUGUAUGAAGGUUUUUCCUACAUUUGCACAGUUUGCUUUGAAUCCGUAUG
Molecule: messenger RNA, 1959 nt
Organism: Stegastes partitus (bicolor damselfish)
Lineage: Eukaryota; Metazoa; Chordata; Actinopteri; Pomacentridae
Product: tripartite motif-containing protein 16-like
Exons: 1
Coding region: 100-1494 (464 amino acids)
Molecular function (GO): protein binding; zinc ion binding
Source: RefSeq, a predicted model, not a curated record